Messenger RNA from Paramecium tetraurelia, 1650 nucleotides. RefSeq lists its product as uncharacterized. NCBI's taxonomy places the organism in Eukaryota, Ciliophora, Oligohymenophorea, Peniculida, Parameciidae. Gene Ontology annotation, cellular component: endosome. The record is from RefSeq and is a predicted model, not a curated record. Gene Ontology annotation, molecular function: phosphatidylinositol binding. The transcript has 6 exons.
AUGGAUUAAUAAAACAAUUGUGAUGAAGUACAAUAAAAGGAAAAGCUAUUAAAAGCAGAAAUACUUGAUAAAGGAUAUGAUAGUGAAGCAUUUAUUAGUUACAUGGAAUAAUAGAAAGAGAACGGUGGAUAAGACAUCGACAUGUGGACAUAUCAAGAAUUAUCUUUAGCAAUUGCUUAAUUUUAAUAGAUAAAUUAACCAUAAUAAGAUUAAUAGAUGCAAAAUGUAGGUUUUGGUAAAUCAUCGGAUGUUGAUGAGAAAAACUUGUAAAAUGUAGAAUAAAAUGAAUAAAAUUUAAAUUCAACAUCCUAGAGCUUAAUGAAAGAGCAAUCAUAAUCUUAGCUUUAGAAUGAACUGAUCAAAGAGAUUAGCGAUGUCAAAUCAAACUUUUCUAAAAUCCAUUUAUGCAAAACUCAAGACAAAAAAGAUCUAUUUUUAUAAAGUGGAAUAAAUGUCUAAAUAACCAAAUAUUAAAGAAUUCCUGGAGGUAUUUUCACAUCUUCAUAUUAUUCUUAUACUGUAUAAACAGAUCCAAUAGGUUGGAUUGUAUAGCGAAGAUAUAGUGAUUUCUUAUGGUUAAGGGAAUUAUUUUGCAAAAUUUAUCCUGGCAUUAAUAUUCCUCCUCUACCAAAAAAGACCGUUCUGAAGAACGAGAAAGAAUUAUAUCUUCAAAAGCGUAUGAAAUUUUUAGAAAAAUUCCUAAAAUCAAUAUUUAAUUGUGAAUUACUAAGGCAUGAUAAAUGGUUUUAUGCUUUUCUAUCAUCCAAAGAAGAAAAAGAUUUGAAGUAAAUUUAAAAAUUGAGUACUUAAGUUCAAAAAGUAACUAAACUAGAAUAGAUUAUUUCUAUUGAUGGUAAAAUUUAAUUAGAAAUAAAUGACAACUUAAAUACUUACAAUUUAGAAGCAACUUAAUUGGUUAAUUCUGUUGAUAUCUGUUAUAAAAAAUUAAGAAAGGACUCUAAGCAAUUAUUGCUUGAUUUUGAUUAACUAUCAAAUACUAUUUUUAAUAUGGGAUCAACCUGCGCAGAACUCUAUCAAUUAUCAAAUAAAUUUAAUUAAUCCAUUUCUUAAGGUAAGAUAUCAUAAUUAGAUAUAUUGUAUAUAUCAAUGAACAACAUGCUUGUUUAGUGGGGAAAUAAUUUAACAUCUCAAAUCUAGAUUGUUUAGGAGGAAUUGUGUCACUUUUUUAAAUUCCAUCAUCAUUCAGUUUUGGUAUUAAAAGAAUUUAUGAAAUAGAAAGAACAUGCUUAAUAGGAGUAUGAAAAAUUCAAGUCUCGAUUAGAAUAUAAAAAGAAUAAACUAUUUACAUCUUAGGAUUAUAGCAGAUGGGAAAUUUCAGCUGUUGAACUUAAAGCCUUUUAAGAUAGCAACUUGACUUAGAAUAAAGAAUUUAGUUUUUAAAUUAUGUUACCAUAAGAGACCAUAAUUUAAGAAGAUUUAAAAAAUAUUUUUGCUUACUUUAAUAAUUAAUCAUAUUUGGAGGUAACAAAGUUAUUUGAGAAUACAGUAUCAGAAUUCUCACAGCAUUUUACAAAAUUUUGUAGUCUUCAAAAAGAAUAAAUAGCUGAACAAAAACUCAUAUGGGAUCAAAGUAUUGUAAACUUGACUAAUUUACAACAUCCAAAAUAACUAAUUAAAAAAAGUACUUGA